GCGGUGACCGAGCAGAGAGCUUCAUCCCGGGCAGAGGGAGAACAUGAGGUCGCUGUGGUUCACAUGGGUUUGUGUGGUUCACAGCUCGGAUCUGCUGUCUCACGUGGAGCACUACGAGGUGGUCCGACCCCAGAGGCUGCGGGGGGGGCAGAGGAGCAGCCUGAAGGAGGAGCAGCUUUAUCCUGACACAGUGCAGUACGAGUUGGCCAUUGAAGGGAGGACCCACACUAUUCACCUGGAAAAAAACAGUAAUCUCAUCGGGAGAGGCUUCACUGAAACCCACUAUUCAGGAGACGGGAAACGAGUCACCACGUCUCCGAGUGAGGAGCUCUGUUACUAUCACGGUCACAUCGCAGGGGAGCCGGACUCUUCGGUCAGUGUCGGGAUCUGUUCUGGAAUCAGCGGCUUCCUUCGAUCCCGGCAGCAGGUUUACCUGAUCGAGCCUCUGGGACGGUCUGAGGACGGAGACCAUGCAGUUUACAGACAUGAACACCUGAAGAUCAGUGACAGCUCCACGUCGAACCCCAGCAUGAUGUACGACCAGGACCAGGAGCAGAACCAGAACCAGGACCAGGGGCCUCCCCUUGCUGGUCUCUUCAGGUCCAGACCCUGGAAGACGAACCCUGUCACUCAGAGGUUUGUCGAGUUGUUUGUGGUCGUGGACAACGCGGAGUACCAACGAUAUGGAAGUGAGACAAAGUCCCGUGUUCUCGGGGCAAUAAAUCACGUUGACAAGCUCUAUCGAACUCUGAACAUCCGGGUCAUGCUGGUGGGCCUGGAGAUCUGGACGCACAAAGACUACAUCCAAGUGGAAGAAAACUCAGAGACGACUCUGGACAACUUCCUGUUGUGGCGGCAGGCCGACCUCCUGCGGAGGACGCAGCACGACAACGCCCAGUUUGUGACCGGCAAAGACUUGGAGAACAACACGGUGGGGCUGGCUAAUAAGUUCGCCAUGUGCACCGGAAACUCCGGAGGAAUCAACCAGGAUCACCAUGACAACCCGAUAGGCCUCGCCUCCACCAUCGCUCACGAGAUGGGACAUAACUUUGGUUUGUCCCACGAUGCCCCAGGCUGCGUGUGCGGUCCGUUCCACAGCAGCGGCAACUGUGUGAUGGCCGACAAGCUCAGGACAGGAAGUCAAGCGUUCCCGGAGUUCUUCAGCAGCUGCAGCGUUCAGCAGCUCGCUGAGUUCCUGGAGCGAGCUCAGCCCGGCUGCCUGGACAGACCCCGAGGCGUCAGGACCAUCGCUGUGGGCCCCCGCUGUGGCAACGCCCUGCUGGACCCUGGAGAGGAGUGUGACUGUGGCACCGUGGAGGAAUGCCAGAACCUCUGUUGUGAUGCCUCGACUUGUCGUCUGACGGAAGGAUCUCAGUGUGCUCAUGGCCCGUGCUGCGAUAACUGUCAGUUCCAACCAGCUGGAGGUGUGUGCAGGAAGUCGGCCGGCGACUGCGACCUGCCUGAAUACUGCACCGGCGUCUCGGGGGAGUGUCCCGAGGACAGCUUCCAGAUGAACGGCAAACCCUGCUCCGAGCAGGCGCCGGGCUACUGCCACGACGGCCAGUGUCCCACACACCAGCAGCACUGCUGGAGGCUGUUUGGACCCGGGGCCAGAGUUGGACCAGAUUUGUGUUUCGACCUGAACAAACGAGGCGAGGAAGGUUCAAACUGUGGGAAAACCAAACGGGGCUACAUCCCCUGCACGGCGCAGAAUUACAAGUGUGGGUCUAUAUUUUGUCUAGGAGGGGGCGAGUCCAUCACUGGUAAGAGGGCAGGGUUCACUGUGCGUGGCAUGGAGUGCAAACUGGUGGUGGAUGACUUCACCAGGAACCUCGACAUGGUGCCUACAGGAACCAGAUGUGGACCAAAUAAGGUUUGUCUCGACAACAGAUGUGUGGACAUAUCAGUUUAUGGGAAAGAGGAGGAAUGUUCAAAGAAAUGCAACAAUAACGGGGUGUGUAAUCACAGGAGCGAGUGCCAGUGCGAUCCCAGCUGGGCUCCGCCUCACUGCGACGUCCGCUACGCAGAUUUACCUCAAGGUCAGAAGGGAACAAUAGUCGGCGUGUGUGCCGCUCUUGCCGUCCUGCUGCUGGUCGCCGUGGUGAUAACGGGUCUGAUGUGCUGUAAAAAAGACAAAAUGGAAAACUACAUGACGAAAAGGUUGUUUCUUAAACUUUUAAUUCAGCGACACGUGUCUGUUUCCGUCUCUCCCACUUCCCGGCUGAAUGAAUUCUGUGUUUGCAGGAAAGUGCAUUCGGCUCCAGACAAGUUGAACCCGAUGUUCCAGGAAGCAGAGGUGAAAGAAAGACCUCAGAUCAGUCAGCCUACUCUCAUGGGCUCAACGGCAGCACAAGUCUGUGACCCCUUGAUCCUCCAUGUGACCCCGAGCAGACCAGCUCCGCAGCCACCACAGAAAGAGUCUCUGGUGUCGUCUACCACACACACUGAGCCGACAAAACCUCAACCUCCAGCAAAACCUCUGCCGCCUGUGAACAACCUACAGUACAAGGCAGCCAGACCAAAUCCUCCUCCUGUGCCUCCAGUCAAGCCUUGUCCUCCUGCAGCAGCCAGAGUCAAGCCGUGCACUCCUCCACCCCCCCCAGCGAAGCCUCAGGUCCACAGACCCACAUGACCUGUGGUCGCCCAGUAUGACACAGAGAGCGACGCCUGGAGACGUUGACUCAGAGCGUCUGAUCACAUCCGACUCACAGCUUCACGGCUGCGGUGGGAAAAGAGAGUUAUCGUUCACAAAGUUACAAUCAUCUGCUGCUGCAGCUGUAAUUGUUGUUUGUAAAAAAAAAACAUCCUUUGGUUGUAAGUGUUACAUUAAAUUAUCUUUUAUUAGUGUGAGGAAAGUUGUUUAUGUUCUAGAGACAAUAGAGAGUGAGCGUCGGAAGCAACGAGCCGAGAACGGGUUCGAACCAUCGACGGCAGAUUGACGACACAGCACCUCCCAAAAGGGAAGCCAAAGUAUUUAUCGCCCCCUGGUGGCUGGCUGCACUACAGGUCAUAAACCCCGCCUCUAUGACGUGUCGUCCAUCUUUAUUAAGUCUAUGGUUCGUACCUGUGUGCCUUAACUGCGGUUUGGACUCAGCCUCUUUAGUCACUAUUAUAAAAAAUACAGUUUGAAUAUUUAACUGUUUGCAAAAGGGCCUGUUGGAGAAUUAUCAGUGAGAUCGAACAUUGUUACCGAACCGCGGCUAAACCACUUGUUUCCACUGCCCAAAGAUUUAUAAUUAAACAAGUUUAACCCUGAUCAGCCACAAAACCAGUGUUGAAUCCCAUCGGUUUAGGAACAGGCCACCGUUCCACACCAGUUCUUCUUAAAUCGUUGCUGUUGUGUUCUGAGCCGAGGGGCCGGGUCCAGGGAACAGUUUGUGAGGCUGAGUUCACCCCAGUGCUUUUUGUACAGUCCCUAAAUCGGUCUGCACUUAGAGGUUAUUUUUAAGAAGGGUUAGACCGGCUGGUGGGAGGCCCGAUUGAAAUUAUAAGGAUUAUUCUGAGCGUAGUGAAUUGGCUUUUUGACGGCUUUA
Messenger RNA from Limanda limanda (common dab), 3533 nucleotides. It is a transcript of the gene adam8b, whose product is annotated as ADAM metallopeptidase domain 8b. NCBI's taxonomy places the organism in Eukaryota, Metazoa, Chordata, Actinopteri, Pleuronectiformes, Pleuronectidae. The coding region runs from base 44 to 2632 and encodes 862 amino acids. The record is from RefSeq and is a predicted model, not a curated record. Gene Ontology annotation, molecular function: cell adhesion molecule binding; metalloendopeptidase activity. Gene Ontology annotation, biological process: positive regulation of membrane protein ectodomain proteolysis; inflammatory response; positive regulation of cellular extravasation. The transcript is spliced from 22 exons.